UCUAGAACCUACUUAUCUAAGAGCGCGAGAGCUGAAAGCAUUUGGAAUAGGAGGCAAUGCGACAUUCUGCUAUUCCGUAACUGGUCUUUCUAGCCAGUAACUGUUCAGUCGGUUCGAGCGCAGCCUGGUAGAAUGCGCCGCUGUGACUGAGUAGCCGGCAGCAGGGGCCCUUGUGUUUGCUCCAAUCCCGACUUCUGCGCGAUUGGUUGUGCUCCAAUCGCGUUGCGGGGCUCCAAUCCCGACAUCGGGCGCUGCAGGCCCUCUUAUCGCAUUGCGACGAGAGAAGAGGAGCACGCUUGCAUUGAGACGGGCAGUGCAACGGCAGUGCGACGAGUAGUGCGACGAGUAGUGCGACAACUUGUCUGACAAGCCUCGCGGACUAGCAUCCGCUCGCCCGCUUCCUCGCGGACAAGCCUCGCGGAAUAGCGCUUGUCCGCUUCGCGCGCGUCCGCAUUCCGACUGUCGCCAUGGGCGGUCCCCCAGCCCCGCCAGCCGCUUCCGCCGUUUCCGCCCCCGCGGACGGGCUUGGGCUCGGCGCGGAGAUCAACGGGGGCGCGGAGUCAGUCGCGGAUCUCCUCGCGCUUCCCCCCGACGCCCUUCCGCGGAGCGACCUUUUCUUCCGCCUCGCUCGCGCGCACUUCCGCGCAGCGGUCUCCGCGUCUGCGGGUUACCCCUUGAAUCCCGCGGACCCCGCAAGCUCCCCCGCGGGUGGCGCAAAUGACGCGGGGGGAGGCGGGGAUCUUAACGACAAUAGUAGCGACGAGGCGCUGGCUUUUGACGUCGUCCGGAACGCGAUUCAGCCGUCCGAGCGGCCCGACCACGUUCCGUCUCUUAUUCUCGCGUCCGUGAUUUGCGCCCGGCGUGACACGUGGAGCGAAGAGGGCGUCCGCUACGGCGAACGCGCGGUGGAGCUCGCUGCGAGCAGCGGCCCGCAGCGCGCUAAGGCGCUUCAUGCGCUGGGAGUUAAUCUCCUCCUACUAUCGCGCAACCAUUAUGUUUCCGCGGCUCGCCGGGAACUGACUCUUAAACGCGCCGUCGAGUCGCUAAGCCAGGCUUUAGAAGAAGAUGCCUCCUCAGCAGCCGUGAUGGUGGAUCUCGCGCUCGCAUUGGCCGAGCAGCGCCACGUCAGCGAGGCGCUCAAGGUCGCCAAGAGCGCGCUGAAAGCCGGCGGCGGGCAGUGGCUGCUGACGUGGCAGAUCCUGGCGCUGCUGCUGACGUGUCAGCAGCGGUUCAAGGACGCGGAAGAUAUGUGCCGCGUGGGGGAAGCCGCCAUCAAGAAAGCGGGGGGAGGAGCCGGGGGAGGGGGGGCGGAUGGGGGGGAGAGAGGGGAGGGCGCAAGGGCGGCGCUGCUGGUGCUGCGCGCCAAGGUGCAGCUAGCGAGUGGGGGGGCAGGGGAAGAGGGAGGGGAAGGGGAGGGGGGAGCAGGGGUGGAUGGCAGUGGUGGUGUGACUGUAGGCGUUGGUGACGCUGUGGAGAGCUUGAAACAGGCCAUGGCUGCGGUACAGUCACGGCAGAAGCGAGGCGAAGUGGGCGGCUCGGUGACAGAAGCAGCCGUGUGGCAGUCUCUUGCCGAGGCGUAUCUGGUUGGUGGGCGGGCGGUAGAUGCCGACCUCUGUGUGGCAAAGUGUCAGACGCUGGAUCCAUAUGCUGCUGACACGUGGAUGGUGGCAGGCAUGCUAGACGGGGCUAAAGGCAGGCCCCAGGAGGCCCUGGCUUGCUACCGCAGCGCCCUGGCCAUCGACCAAUGGCACGCUGCCAGCAAGGCACGGCUGGGAGCGCUGCUGCUGCAGAUGGGGGGGGAGUGGCUGCAUAUGGCAGAGGUGCACCUGAGGGAGGUGGUAUCUGGGGAUGGGUUUGACGCGCGUGCCUGGCAUGUGCUGGGGCUGGUGGAGCGGGGGAGUGGGGAUGUGGGUGCUGCUGCAGAGUGUUUCAGACGAGCUAUGGAGGCAGAGGAAACGGCCCCUGCGGUGCCGUUUAAUACACUCAGACCGAUUCUGCCGCAGCUGCUGCUGUGAUUUGGACUUAAGCGUUUCUGAACACUACACUCGAGGAAGAUCGCAACGGGUACGCGAGUCAACGGAGGUUACACAAGGGGGUGGACAAAGAACGCGAAGGGACUUGAAGAGUCACAACUGGAGGUUGCGACUGACCGUUACAACAUCGCGGAUGGUAACCGAAGCGACAAUCGAGUCGCUGUGCGACUCGAUAACCGCUCCUGCAACUGUAUUCUACAACUGCUUUCUUAUUUUCUAUAUAUUGCUGUUACACAAGGGGGUGGACAAAGAACGCGAAGGGACUUGAAGAGUCGCAACUGGAGGUUGCGACUGACCGUUACAACAUCGCGGAUGGUAACCGAAGCGACAAUCGAGUCGCUGUGCGACUCGAUAACCGCUCCUGCAACUGUAUUCUACAACUGCUUUCUUAUUUUCUAUAUAUUGCUGUAUGUUUGUUUCUUUAAUCAAUCACUUGUUCUCAU
This is a messenger RNA of Closterium sp. NIES-67, 2476 nucleotides long. The record is from the annotation of a GenBank genome assembly. Lineage: Eukaryota; Viridiplantae; Streptophyta; Zygnematophyceae; Desmidiales; Closteriaceae.